AUGGUCUGCAUUCCCUGCAUCGUCAUUCCAGUCCUCUUGUGGGUGUACAAGAGGUUCCUUGAACCAAUCAUCUACCCUUUCAUUGGUCCAUUUAUAAGCCGAUUCUGGCCAACAAAGAAUGCUGUCCAGGAGAGUGGUAUAGGAACUGGUGAUGUGAAAGCCAGUGAAAAGAGCAAUGGAUGUCCAGUGAUGAGCAAUGGAGCAUGCAAGGUAAUACAUUAACCAAAAUCUGUUAUUGGAUUAUGGACUAGGAGAGCGUGCUGUCACUAGUAGACUGCAUUUGUAGCAACGUCCGGUGACCAAGCCCCAGACCGGCUACACAUGCUGAGGAAGUCAUGACACACAUUGCAAUAUGCUUGACACCAAUGCUUGACACCAAUGCUUGACACCAAUACAUAUACAUGCAUAGUCUCUAUAGGCAGACAGGUUGCCUCCCACAAUGUUAACAAUGUUCUAGCAUACAGUGCAUUCGGGAAGUAUUCAGACCCGUUGACUUUUUCCACAUUUUGUUACGUUACAGCCUUAUUCUGAAAUGGAUUUAGUUGUUUUUCCCCCUCAUCAAUCUACACACAAUACCCCAUAAUGACAAAGCAAAAAUAGGUUUUUAGAACAUUUUGCAAAUGUAUAUAAAAAAAAAAAAAAACGAUCACAUUUAUAUAAGUAUUCAGACCCUUUACUCAGUACUUUGUUGAAGCACCUUUGGCAGCAAUUACAGCCUUGAGUCUUCUUGGGUAUGAUGCUACAAGCUUGGCACACCUGUAUUUGCCAGGUAUUUAGAGGUUGAAAUAGCAGGUGCGGUAGAGAGAGAGAGAGAGUUGAAAACAGCAGGUCCCGGACAAGGUAGCACGUCCGGUGAACAGGUCAGGGUUCCAUAGCUGCAGGCAGGAGAGUUGAAACUGGAGCAGCAGCACGACCAGGUGGACUGGGGACAGCCAGGAGUCAUCAGGCCAGGUAGUCCUGAGGCAUGGUCCUAGGGCUCAGGUCCUCCGGGAGGAGAGGGAGAGAAUUAGAGGGAGCAUACUUAAAUUCACACAGGACACCGGAUAAGACAGGAGAAUAACACCAGAUAUAACAGACUGACCCUAGCCCCCCGGCACAUACACUAUUGCAGCAUAGAUACUGGAGGCUGAGACAGGGGGGGUCGGCUACCAGUCAAUAGGCUACCAGUGCGGCAAGUGCUGCUGGUAAGCUCUCGACUAAAUACAUAUUUGCCAACACAUGGCUAACCUUUGUUUAACCAAGUAAACAGCUACUAAAGCGAGAAUGUGUUUGGAGUUACCUUUCUAUCUAAUAGCCUAUGUAAGAGUUUACACUUCCAAUUAUAAUAAAAAUAAAAACGAUCUACAUUAUUUUAAAAUGUUGAUUACUUCUCCUUGCCUGAUGGUAGACGAUAAAUGUGCUAAAGUAUUUUUUGCUAACAUAUGAUGGGACCCGCUGGUUCGCCUGGGCGGGGCUCCCUGGGCAAGAAAAGGUUGAAGACCCCUGCUUUAGAGUGAACAUGUUGUUUACAAAGCUUCUAGACUGUUGCUACUUCUAUUGUCAAUUGUUAACUAUUGAAGCCAUCUCUCUUUUCAGACUGAAGUCAAUGGUGUGGCUGCAAAUGGACCGGCUGCAAAUGGGCCGGCUGCAAAUGGGCCGGCUGCAAAUGGACCGGCUUCUACAGUAUCUGACAAGAAGACUGACUAA
Molecule: messenger RNA, 1686 nt
Organism: Coregonus sp. 'balchen'
Lineage: Eukaryota; Metazoa; Chordata; Actinopteri; Salmoniformes; Salmonidae
Source: the annotation of a GenBank genome assembly